AAUAACGAUCACGUGAUCUAAAAAUGGCGGACAAGAGAGCCUUGCCAAGUUGCUGAAUAAGAAUUUUUUAUUAUCCCUAUUGCAGACGACUUUCACACAUAAGAAAUGAGUCUUGAAAACCCCCUGUUGGGGAUGAGCUGGUAUGACAGUGCCUGGGUGCCCCUCCUGAACCCCACCAAUGUACUGGACUAUUUCUGUGAGCGUAGUAACCCAUUCUAUGACCACAUGUGUAACAACCAGAUCAUCAAGAGCCAGCGUCUCAGUCAGGAGCAGCUCAAUAACAUGGUGGGAAUUGAAUAUAUAUUGCUCCAUGUUCAGGAGCCAAUUCUUUAUGUCAUCAGAAAACAACACAGAUUUUCACCUACACAAGUGACCCCAUUAGCAGAUUACUACAUUGUAAAUGGAGUGGUCCAUCUAGCACCUGAUCUCUACUCUGUCAUCAACGCCAGACUGUUGAACACAGUCUCCAGUCUGCAGUCAGCUUUUGAUGAAGCAAUGUCCUAUUCUCGAUAUCAUCCAUCAAAGGGAUACUCCUGGGAGUUUUCAGAAAAAGAGGAACCAGAGAAAAAAGAAUCUUCUGACAAGAAAAAGAAAGAGGAGCCAAGUUCUUUCUUUCAGAGACAGAGAGUGGAUAAUUUGUUGGGAGAGCUUGCUAAAAAGUUCCCACCUAAAGUUGUACAGCCUAUUCAUACAGAGGUCAAAGAAGAGCCUGUGAAACAGGAAGCUGUGGUGAAACAGGAGAUAAAGCAGGAAAAACCAGAUGAUAAAGCCAACAGCAUCAAACCUCCCCCUGAGAAGCGGGCCAAGCUCACGCGGUGACCGAGGGCCCACCAGUGGGUCUAUGACCAACUGGUAGUCCACCACUUUGAGUUACAUGUACAUGUAAUGACUGUCUGUGUGUGAGCUAUACAAAGACACAGUGAGGUGCUAGAACUUGUUGAGUUUAUACAUACAGAUGUGACCCUUCUAGUGCAUGUAUACAAACCUUAUACAAAUGGUACAUGUUUUAUACAGAUCAGAAAGUUCACCUCAUUUUGUUGUGCUAUGUACUGUGUUAUAAAUGGUUGUCUCAUGGACUACAUUGUACAUUAAUAAAAUCCAUGGUAGAUUUCGUAGUUUAAGACAGACUGAUGAUUAACUAUGCUUGUACAUUGUGCUUUACUGGAAG
Messenger RNA from Magallana angulata, 1168 nucleotides. Its product is annotated as mediator of RNA polymerase II transcription subunit 6-like. Gene Ontology annotation, cellular component: core mediator complex; mediator complex. The record is from RefSeq and is a predicted model, not a curated record. Gene Ontology annotation, biological process: regulation of transcription by RNA polymerase II. Gene Ontology annotation, molecular function: transcription coactivator activity. NCBI's taxonomy places the organism in Eukaryota, Metazoa, Mollusca, Bivalvia, Ostreida, Ostreidae. The coding region runs from base 106 to 819 and encodes 237 amino acids. The transcript is spliced from 8 exons.